This is a messenger RNA of Echinops telfairi (small Madagascar hedgehog), 2224 nucleotides long. RefSeq names its product immunoglobulin superfamily member 11 (gene IGSF11). Gene Ontology annotation, biological process: homophilic cell-cell adhesion. The transcript has 5 exons. The coding region runs from base 126 to 722 and encodes 198 amino acids. The record is from RefSeq and is a predicted model, not a curated record. Gene Ontology annotation, cellular component: cell-cell junction. Gene Ontology annotation, molecular function: ionotropic glutamate receptor binding. NCBI's taxonomy places the organism in Eukaryota, Metazoa, Chordata, Mammalia, Afrosoricida, Tenrecidae.
GUGUUGCAGCUUCCUUGGAAGUCUCAGAAAGCCCUGGGAGUGUCCAAGUCGCCCGAGGUCAGACGGCAGUAUUGCCCUGUACUUUCACUACCAGCGCUGCCCUCCUUAACCUCAAUGUCAUUUGGAUGGUCAUUCCACUCUCCAAUGCUAACCAACCUGAACAGGUCAUCCUCUAUCAGGGUGGACAGAUGUUUGAUGGAGCCCCCCGAUUCCAUGGUAGGGUAGGAUUUACAGGCACCAUGCCAACCACCAAUGUCUCCAUCUUCAUUAAUAACACUCAGUUGUCAGACACAGGCACCUACCAGUGUUUGGUGAACAACCUGCCAGACCGAGGGGGCAGGAACAUUGGGGUCAUUGGUCUCACAGUGUUAGUUCCCCCUUCUGCCCCAAACUGCCAAAUCCAAGGAUCCCAGGAUAUCGGCAGUGAUGUAAUUCUGCUCUGUAGCUCAGAAGAAGGCAUUCCUCGACCCACUUAUCUUUGGGAGAAGUUAGAUAAUGCCCUCAAACUACCUCCAACAGCCACUCAGGACCAGGUCCAGGGGACGGUCACCAUCCGGAACAUCAGUGCUCUGUCUUCAGGUUUGUACCAGUGUGUGGCCUCUAACGCCAUUGGGACCAGCACCUGUCUUCUGGACCUCCAGGUGAUUUCACCAACACUGGAGCGCAUUGGUGCCGUGCCUGUCAUGGUACCAGCCCAGAGUCGGGCUGGGUCCCUGGUAUAGGACAGGAGGGGGUAUGGACAGUGUUCAAAACGGAAUCCACCGUACACGGGAGGGUGGGCUGAAGGCUGGGUCAGAAACACUUGUCAUUGUCUUGGUGUCAAGCCCAAGAAGCAGCAAUGCUGUUAGCGGGCCACUACGGUUUUCCAAGGGGCCAGAGGGCUCCAUCGUGAACACUGCUUUCCCCAGCAGAUAACUUCUGGGAUCUUGUUCGAAAGCUGGAUCUCAGGGAUGUGCCAAGCCGAGAAGAAAGCAGGAAAGCACUUCAGCCCCAAACUGCAGUCCAAACGGGCUUGUUCUUUAAUCUUUAAUGGCUUUGUUUUUGUUUCUUCAGGAAACUAAAGUGCCAGAUGAAGCUUAAGUAAUGAAGUUAUUCGAAAAGCAAAGUAUCUUUAGGUAAAAACAGUGAGCAAGCCUGCAUUAUCUUCCGUGUCUCCCCACUCGCUCCUUACGUAGAGGACUUAAUGGUAGAAACAAUUCAUACUAGUCCCCACAUGACUGGCUCAUGUAUCAAAGAAUCAAAAAAUUCCAAGUAAAAGAAAUGCAGUAAGACGUGAGGGAAAGCAGAGGACACUUCUUUGAGAUGUCCCUUCUUAUUUAUUUAUUUAUCUCUUCUUGAACCACGAAUAUUCCAUGUUUGGAAUGUUGCUGUGAUGGCAGGUUCUUGCCGGUCUUCUCAUGUCUAGGAUCAGGUUCUGGUCCACGGCAAAGGUUCCCUAUUUCCUGGAAAACGAUCUUUUUCAAAGACUGCUUAAGAUGAACAAACAAAAACACAGGAGGGGUUUUGUUCGACACCCCAGUGCUAUGGGAGGAGCAACUCGUUUGACAGUGAUCUGCUCAGGAGGUCAUCUCUGAGGAGCGAGGUUGUACUUGGAGUGGGCAACUCGGCCUUCCAGUGCAGCCUCUCUCCUCCUGGUUAUCACACUGAGUUGUUCGUAAUGAGGGCAGCACCUGGUGCCUCUGCAGAAGUAGAUAAAUGUGCCCUUUGUUUGGCAAGUAGAGGUUAGUAGGUUGUUACAGGGUAGGGGUUAUUUUGUUUUCAGCUGGUUUCAAACGAAUUCGUUUAGCAGAAGCAUUAAGGCCAAGACAGUAGCAGCAUCUUCAGGUGUGUCCUCAGGAGGGCCUGCCCUAUGUCUGUAACAGCUGCAAGGUUUCAGUUUUGCCCAGGGUUGUCCCCAGAGGCAUUUUACCCCUCUGUAGGGAGGCUCCUUUUGUGAUUAAUUGCCCGGCUUGGCUGGCCUGGCAGUCCAUCAGAUAACUUAGCAGCUCCCCACAAUAUUUUGUGCUGUGUGGCUCUGGCAUUACUUGCGGGUGACUGUUUUGCCUUAAUCACAGGUUGUUAAGCAACCACAGAUGAUUUCUCCUCAGAUUUGUUUCCUACAUUAUUUAUAAUACCAACCCCGUGAUUCAUGAAGAGUGUCUUCUCUUUCCCAGAUGCGUUCCCUCACUUCCCCCACUCUCCAGGCUGCUUGCCCUCAUUUCUUCCAAGCACGGGCAUCAUAAGG